Amaranthus tricolor (Joseph's coat) is the source of this 1823-nucleotide messenger RNA. Its product is annotated as syntaxin-22-like. The transcript is spliced from 7 exons. Gene Ontology annotation, cellular component: membrane; endomembrane system; SNARE complex. Gene Ontology annotation, biological process: vesicle-mediated transport; vesicle fusion; intracellular protein transport. The record is from RefSeq and is a predicted model, not a curated record. Gene Ontology annotation, molecular function: SNAP receptor activity; SNARE binding. NCBI's taxonomy places the organism in Eukaryota, Viridiplantae, Streptophyta, Magnoliopsida, Caryophyllales, Amaranthaceae. Bases 155 to 961 code for a protein of 268 amino acids.
AAAAGGAUCAUACUCUCCACUUGGAAGUAGAAAAUCCCCCGUCUUUUCUCUCUCUUUCUCUUUACCUGUCCUCCCCGCGGACCAGCUGUCUUGCCGGCCAUUGAUCCAUCAAAUUUCUCUGACCGGUUUCAACGAUCGCCAUUGACGAACGAAAAUGAGCUUCCAAGAUAUCAGGAAUGGCGGAGGACGACCUGCUUCUUCUUCUCGUUCUUCAACUCAAUCCCCAUCGCAAGCCGUUGCUGCCGGCAUUUUUCAGAUCAACACCGCUAUCUCUGCUUUCCGCCGUCUCGUUGAAGCCAUAGGCACCUCCAAAGACACUCCUGAUCACCGCCAAAAGCUGCAUAAUACGAGGCAGCGUAUAUUGCAGUUGGUUAAGGACACUUCUGCCAAGCUUAAAUCUCUAAGUGAUUCUGAUCAUGCUGCUGAUGUCUCUCAAAGCAAAAAAAUUGAAGACGCUAAACUUGCUAGAGAUUUCCAAGCUACUUUACAAGAAUUCCAGAAAGUUCAACAGCUUGCCUCUGAGCGUGAAUCUACUUACAUGCCUUCAGGGGCUCCUAAUUCUGCUGUAGUCGACUCAACUGUCGAAGAAGGAAAACAAGAUCUUGAGAGCCAACCUUUCUUGUUAGAGCAAAAGAGGCAAGAAUUGGUACUUUUGGAUAAUGAGAUUUCCUUUAAUGAAGCCAUCAUUGAGGAGAGAGAACAGGGGAUUAAGGAGAUCCAAAGCCAAAUUGGGCAAGCUAAUGAAAUCUUCAAAGACCUUGCUGUUCUAGUGCAUGAGCAGGGCGUUGUCAUUGAUGAUAUUCAUUCUAAUGUUGAGGCUUCUGCUGCUGUGACAACCCAAGCAAAACAGCAAAUAUCCAAGGCUUCUAAAAAUGAAAGAUCUGGUUCAACUUGGUGUUGGUGGUUACUAGCCUUGUUUGCGAUGAUUAUUAUUAUCUUCUUGCUUAUAUUAAUCAUAUAAGCUGCAAUUGAUGAUUCUGAAGUUGAUGCAAAUGCCAGUGUUUUCUGGAGGCUGAUGAUUCUUUUCUCAUUGAUAAUUUGAGGUUGUAGGAGCAUUUUUCUAUAAAAUGUGUGUGCUUGUGUUAUCGUGAUGGCGUUUUCCGAGCUUUGCUUAUUUGACAUAUUUAUUCUCCAUCAAGGUCUAUGUAUUUUUUUUAUUUUAUUUACAUAGGCAUUUUCAUCUUAGCUUGAUUUUUUGAGUGAGUGGUGUAGUCCACUCCAAUGUAAAUUGGCUUGGCUAUACCAGAUCUUUGUGAGUGCAUUUAGUGAGGUUUUGGCUUUAUAUUUGUCUGGUUGAGUUUUCUUUGUAUUUCUUCUUCAACUAGUUUGUUUGAAUGUAGUAAUGUCAAUGGCGAUACAAAAGUGAGUUGUGUAAUGUAAUUGUUUGUAAUCUCUGUUCGAAGCAUAGGAAGCAACUCUUCUUUCUCGGGUUGUCGUUCUACGGAGAGCUAACUCCAAUUUGAAAGUUAACAUCCUCCUCAUUUGAUGUCGAAAGUAGAGAGAGGUAAGCUCAUCCUAAAGUAGGCUAAAAGAGCAAUCGCUCAAGACUCUGGCAUGAUCAGGGCCUAAAGUUAUAACCCUUUUGCCUUUAGCUUCUAAACUAAAGAAGAGUUGAAGUUUGAAAAUCUUAAAUGCACAAGGACAAAAGGAAAGAAAGAACAACAUUGAGAAAGCAGUCAAUACCAUCAAUUUUGUGCUCUGUUAUGCGAUUUCACCUUUGAUAUAUUUUGACUUUAUCAGUUAUUAAUUAUUAUCCGGUUUUAAGUUGAUAUGUAUGAGAUUGUAUAAUUAGCUUAUUUUUUUAAUUAAUCACGUCAAGAUUC